UGGUCUUUUCCUUCUUACGCCUACGUGCAGCGGAAGUGAGUAAAGAGCUCAACAUGGGGACUCGUUUGAAGGUCCUAAACGUGUUCAAAUCGCUGCACAGAACGAGGAUGGCUGUGUUCAGGGAUGAUGAAAGGGCACUGACUGCUGCAAGAGUAAAGAUCAAUGAGGAGUUCCGGAAAAACAAAGAUGAGACAUCAGAAGAAAACAUUCAGAAGAUGAUUAAGAUGGGCUCAGAUGUGGAAACUGUUCUUCGACAGGCCGUUCUACAAAUGGAACAUGUUGAAGAAAACAAGCUCUUGCUUCGACCCAGAGAGAGCCUCCUGCUGGAAAAUGUACCGUAUUGUGAUGAACCACGGAAAAAGACAUGACAGAUUGUGUGAUAAAGAGACUAUCAACCAUAAUCUUGCUUUGCAGUUUAAUGGAUUUUUCUGAACACCAUUUCAAGUGGUUCAUGACCUCCACAGCAAACAUAUUUGAAAGAUCAUCAGUUCAUGAACAAAAGACUGCUUGUGAUUCAACACGGAUCUCCAUUCUCCUUCAAGAAGCCUAUACUGUAAACAUGCCAUAAUUUCAUUUACAGUACUUCAUUAUAUUAUAAAUAUAUGUGUGUGUGUGUGUGUGUGUAUAUAUAUAUAUAUAUAUAUAUAUAUAUUAGUGUAUGGUCCAUUGAUUUUUUUUUUGUAGCUUACAUUUCUAAACCAACUGGUGUAAGUUUGUUUAUUUGCUGAAAAAUUAAAAUUAAUGAUUGGACCAUGACUCUUUAAAGGUCUGAUAAAAUGGAUGACAGCAUCUUCUUUAAAAAGCACUGAUUGUAUUUCAUUGGACUGUCAGUAAUAAAGUUGUGAUCUUUUGGAAGGUUAAAAGGCAGAGAUUUUAUAUUUUAAAAAAAUAUAUCAACUGAAUUUUGCUUAAGGGAGUUAUUACAGAGGUGACAUGCUCAUUGAAUGCACUACAUUUCCUGUAAUGUGCAGAAAGAUGGAACUGAAAAAAUAAAGAAGCAACGUUACUCUAUUGAUUUAACAGUGAGCUAUAGUAAAAUAGAAAUACAAAGUAUUAUUAAGAGUAGAAUGAAGAAAAGAUGUCAAAAGCAAUAAGACGAGAAAAGGACAACAGCUUUAUAGAAUUCAAAGGAAAAUUGUUUGGGUGAACUGGAAGAAACAAAAUAUAAAAGAAUAAGAUGCGUAAAAAUGGCUUAGGCAUAUCUGAAUUUUCCAAUCAAGAAUAAAUGACAUUUUUUGAUCAAAUGGAAGAAAUACCAACCAAUGGAUAAAGAUUAACAAACAGAGGACAAAGGUGCAGUUUGAAGUUGCAGACAUUUAAUUAAACAGUUUAGGAGAUGUAUAUUAUAAAAUUAUAUUUCGUUAUCUGGCAGUAUGUCGUCUGAUUAA
Melanotaenia boesemani (Boeseman's rainbowfish) is the source of this 1388-nucleotide messenger RNA. RefSeq names its product LYR motif containing 7 (gene lyrm7). Lineage: Eukaryota; Metazoa; Chordata; Actinopteri; Atheriniformes; Melanotaeniidae. The record is from RefSeq and is a predicted model, not a curated record. Bases 54 to 368 code for a protein of 104 amino acids. The transcript has 5 exons. Gene Ontology annotation, biological process: mitochondrial respiratory chain complex III assembly.